CCAUGUAUUUAACUGUCAGCAAUCUGGGUUUUCUUUCAAGAUUCAAAUCAACCAAAAUCCCAUUUCCUGUACCAAUCUAAAGAUACAUCGACCCAGUUUCAAAUCAAUGGCUUCCAUUAACAUGGCUUCGUCUUCCUCACAACUACUACGCUCCAAGAUGAAUCCAAACUUCAGCUCAUUUAAUGCUCUUUACUCUCUAAAUCCUUUUUCAUGCAACACCCAUGUAACAGACGCGUUUCUUGGUAAAAAAUUGUGCUCCAUAAGUAAAUCCGAUGGUAGCUUCAAAGCUUCUCCUGUAGAUUUGUGGAAAACUGCUGUUAGCUUGUCAUCUGGAAUUGAAUUACAAUCUGAUUCAAUAGCAUUGGGGACAUUAGAAGCAGAAACCAUUCCUGGCAUGAAUUCUUUCCCACAUGAUGCAGAUGGAUACGAUCUUGAUUUUCCCACUCCUGGCUUCUCAUCCAUUCAAGAAGCCAUUGAAGAUAUUCGCCAAGGAAAGAUGGUGGUGGUUGUAGAUGAUGAAGAUAGGGAAAACGAAGGGGAUCUAAUAAUGGCAGCAUCAAGUGUGACACCCGAGGCUAUGGCUUUCUUUGUUAAGCAUGGAACUGGGAUUGUUUGUGUAAGCAUGAAAGCCGAAGAUCUUGAAAGAUUGCAACUUCCUUUAAUGGUAACUCAUAAUGAAGAAAAGCUUUGCACAGCAUUCACAGUCUCAGUGGAUGCAAAACAUGGUACAACCACAGGGGUAUCGGCUCAUGAUAGGGCAACAACAAUAAAAGCUCUAGCUUCAAAAGAGUCAAAACCAGAAGAUUUCAAUAGGCCAGGUCAUAUCUUUCCAUUAAAAUACAGAGAAGGAGGUGUUUUGAAAAGAGCUGGUCACACCGAAGCUUCGGUUGACUUAGCCAUGCUAGCGGGGUUUGACCCUGUGGCGGUUUUAUGUGAGGUGGUGGAUGAUGAUGGUUCAAUGGCUAGAUUACCAAAGCUUAGGAAAUUUGUUGAAAAAGAGAACCUGAAGAUCAUUUCUAUUGCUGAUCUUAUCAGGUAUAGGAGGAAAACCGAUAAAUUAGUGGAACAAGCUUCUGCUGCACGGAUCCCUACUACAUGGGGACCGUUUGUUGCUUACUGUUAUAGGUCGGUCUUGGAUGGGAUGGAACAUAUCGCCAUGGUCAAGGGUGAAAUCGGGGAUGGGGACGAUAUACUUGUGAGGGUACACUCAGAAUGCUUAACGGGAGAUAUAUUCGGGUCUGCUAGAUGUGAUUGUGGGAAUCAACUCGCACUUUCAAUGCAACAAAUUGAAGAUGCUGGGAGGGGUGUAUUGGUAUACCUUAGAGGUCAUGAGGGUCGAGGCAUUGGUUUAGGCCACAAGCUUCGUGCUUAUAACCUCCAAGAUGAUGGGCGUGACACCGUGGAAGCCAACGAGGAGCUCGGUUUGCCCGUUGAUUCAAGGGAAUAUGGCAUUGGUGCACAGAUUUUAAGAGAUCUUGGUGUCAGAAAGAUGAAGCUGAUGACGAAUAAUCCGGCUAAAUACAUUGGGCUCAAAGGCUACGGUUUGGAAGUUGCAGGAAGAGUUCCCAUUAUGACUUUGAUCACAGAACACAACAAGAGAUAUCUUGAGACCAAGCGAACCAAGAUGGGUCAUGUUUACAGCUCGGGAAAUAAUGGAGUUUACUUUGUUAAUGAAAAUGAUUAAUCAAACUCUGUGAACCUCAGUAAUUAACAUGUUUUGAGGUGUAAACUAUGAUUUGUAUUCACAUUCUUCACUUACACAGA
Molecule: messenger RNA, 1764 nt
Organism: Lactuca virosa
Lineage: Eukaryota; Viridiplantae; Streptophyta; Magnoliopsida; Asterales; Asteraceae
Source: the annotation of a GenBank genome assembly